Schizophyllum commune H4-8 is the source of this 1485-nucleotide messenger RNA. RefSeq lists its product as uncharacterized. NCBI's taxonomy places the organism in Eukaryota, Fungi, Basidiomycota, Agaricomycetes, Agaricales, Schizophyllaceae. The transcript has 7 exons. The record is from RefSeq and is a predicted model, not a curated record. The coding region runs from base 332 to 1279 and encodes 315 amino acids.
UGUCCGCAGAAGCAAUGGUUCGCGUUGCGCCAUGACUGUCGAGGAGAAGAGUUGCCUGACCCACUUGAACGGCGAUUGCCACUAACUUCCGCGGCUGAGCACAGCCACGCACGGUCCGCCAACUCCGCGGCUUGUCCCCGUCUGGGUCGGCGGGAUUCUUCCCAGCUCGUCCAAGGAGCGCGCACAGGACGCGGAAUUCCCCCGGCCUCUCUCUCGACAUAUAAGCCCAAGAUGAUCCAGACUCACCUGAAUCACUGGCUCAAGUGCCAAGCCCGCCUCACGACGAUCCCCCUCCCCCAUUCGCCACUAGUAUCUCCGGCACGUUCACACGAUGCAUACACGACAAUCACCCUCGUACACUGAAUACGCGCCGCUCGUCGUACAACCGCAACCAAUCCACCAAUGGGAGGCGGCACCGGAGACCUUCAUACCGCCACAGUACCCGCCAAAUCGCGCGCAGAUCAUACGGACACCAAGUCCAACGCCUAGCGAGCAGAAUCAGCUUGAAGGCAAAUUGCCGUAUAGCAAAGGGAAGAUGCUCAAGAUGUACUGGCGCGAGGCAUUGGUUGCGGUCAUAAUCAUCGUCGCCUUCAUCGUUAUUUUUGCUAUGAACGACAAGAUCGUGCACGCCCUACGACCCGUCAAAUCAUGGAUGGACGAACGCCCAUGGGGCUUCGUCAUCCCUCUAGCAAUAUACAUCGUUAUCUCCUUCCCCCCACUCAUCGGUCAAGAAAUCGUCGCUACAUUUUGCGGCAUGAUAUGGGGCCUUGGCGAGGGCUUUGGUAUAGUCGCGGCUGGUACCAUCAUUGGCGAGAUUCUGCUCUUCAUCGGCGUCAAGUACUUCUUCAGCGCGAAACUGCAGACGAAGGAAAAGAGCAGUGUCUCCUACGCUUGCUACGCUAGGGUAAUUCGCGAAGGCGGCUGGAUCAUGUGCGCCGUCUUCCGUUUGAGUGUCUUCCCCCCGCAUUUCAUCACCGUCCUCGUCGCGGCCUGCGACGUCCCACUAUGGACCUACCUCAUCGCCAUCGUCAUCGGUUUCCCGCGACAAUUGCUCCCUGUCUAUCUCGGCGUGGUUCUCGACGAUGGGGAGGAGAACACCCAACACGCUGGCCCGAAGGCCGUCAAGGGCGUGUUCAUCGCCUUCAUCGUCGUCGUCACCAUCGCGGCUGGCAGGAUCAUCGGCGCACGGGUCAAGAAGAUCAAGCCCGAAGUUAUCUACGAGCGCAGGAAAGCGAGGCAGUGGAAGAUGAUGGAGUCCUCGGAGUUCAACGGUGUCUAAAUUUGUGCUAUCGUAUCUGUUCCUCUUCGUGUUGUAUAUUUAUUACCAGUCCCGACUCGACGCUCGCUACGUACCUCUCUGCUUCACGAUGCAUAUUUAUUUAGCACACUCACGGACUUGGCCUACCUAGAUUACUUACCCGUAAUCCCACACAUGACUAGGAAUCGACUUCAGGAUGGACAGCAAUGGCAGACGUAGUCUGAUAU